This is a messenger RNA of Rubroshorea leprosula, 983 nucleotides long. The record is from the annotation of a GenBank genome assembly. NCBI's taxonomy places the organism in Eukaryota, Viridiplantae, Streptophyta, Magnoliopsida, Malvales, Dipterocarpaceae.
ACCCUAAGUCCCUAUCUCCCCGCAACAAAGAUGGAGAAGAGAAGCCAAAGGUCCAGCUCUGGCGAGAUAUUCUCCUUCCCCAGCACCCCAAUUCAAGAAUCAUCAGAUUUUGAAUUUGACUGCUUCACUCCAGACUCACCCUCUCUAGAUCCCUACAAAGACUCUCCAGCCGAUCAUCUGUUCUUCAACGGCCGCCUCCUUCCUCAUGCUUUUCCACUGCCACCGGCAAAAUGGAGCUCUUCUUGUGGCACAAGCCGGACAAGCAGCGUCAGCAGCAAGGACUCAUUGUCGUUGAUGUCAUCAAGGAGCAAUAGUACUAACAGCCGAAGCAGCAGCUGCAGUAGCAGUGCGAGAACGAGCUGGAGUGAUGGGUCAGACAGGAGGCUGUUGUAUCAUUACGGAAGCAGGAAUCGAGCACACAAGGCCAUGGGGGCGAGCAAGAUGGUUACGGUUCAGCUGUAUGGGGAUUCUCAGAGAUGGCAGUACAUAACGCCUGUAGUGUCGCCAGGGUUAAAAUGUGAAGGGUCAAGGAGGAAAAAUAAUAAUAAUGGGGUGGCCAAAAAACAGGGCAGUGACAGGGAGAAGGGCGGAGGGCGGCAAGCAGGGCCUUGGCGGAAAAUUUUGAGGUCGUUUUUGUUGGUUUGUAGAGAGUGUCAUGCUAUGGAACCUUCACCUCCACGGGAAGAAGAUGUGCUGCAAAGAAGUUUGAGUUUACGAUGAUAAUUAUAGUAUUGUCCUUUGAAUCUGUGUCAUUUUUUUUUUUUUUAAAAAAAAAAAAAAAAAAAAAAGAAGAACAUUACAACUUCUUGGAGUCUUUUGUGAUGAUUUAAGAGAUGAGUUAAUUUUUGUUGGGGAUUUUGGGUACAUUAUUUCUUGCCAAAUGUUGGAAAUGUGAAAGUGCUAGGAAUUGGAGCCUUCGGAAAUACUAUUGAUCUAUUUUGUGAAAAUCAUGGCAGGACCAUUCAUAAAUGUUGUAAGAAUUG